Xenia sp. Carnegie-2017 is the source of this 1413-nucleotide messenger RNA. Its product is annotated as phosducin-like protein. Lineage: Eukaryota; Metazoa; Cnidaria; Anthozoa; Malacalcyonacea; Xeniidae. Gene Ontology annotation, biological process: regulation of G protein-coupled receptor signaling pathway. The record is from RefSeq and is a predicted model, not a curated record. Bases 256 to 1098 code for a protein of 280 amino acids. The transcript is spliced from 8 exons.
AAAUGUAAUGGAUGGCAGAUAUGAAGAAACCAUACAUGUAUACCUAACUUAAUGUAGAAAUUGAAUUCUAGGUUCUACAUAAAUUGAAAAUCUUGAAUACAAAGUAUCAAACUUUUUUAACAACCGACCUUGUAAUCAUUGUGUUAUCAUAAAGUACUACUUUAGUUAUUUUGCUGACACACUGUAUAGUUGGCUCAGUUCUCUUUCAAUGUGAUAAAAAAUUAAACACAAACAAAUCAAAGGCAAUAUAGAAGCAUGGAUUUGGAAGACAAGUUGCUGGGCUAUAAAGCUCAAAAUUACGUUUCUAGCUCCGAAAGCGAGGACAACGAUGAUGAAUGUAGCGACCAGGAAUGCGCAUGUGAUUCAAAGCUUGGAAAAGAGAAGGAAACACCGCAACUUGAUUUUCGUAUUGACGGACCAAAGACAGGGCCCAAAGGCGUUAUCGAAGAUUAUCGAAGGUAUCGGCAGCUUGAGGCCGAGCAACGCGAGGAAAAGAAAGCGGAACUUGAAGCUCUUGCCAAGAAGUUUUCCGUGACUUGUCAGAGCAGCCUAGAUGAAGAAAAAGAGAAGAAGGAGUUGGAAUUCGACGAGGAAGACGAAUUCGUCAAAUUGUAUCACAUGAAACGUUUACAGGAGAUGCAGAGGAGAGCAGAACAAUAUGUCGCCUCGAUAAGGCCUCAAUUUGGGAUACUUCGUGACAUCAAAGGUAAAGAAUUUCUUGACGUUAUCGACAAAGAGAACGCGGAUGUUGUCAUUGUAAUUCACUUACAUGAAGCAAAUGUCGAUGGUUGUCCGGCUAUGUCGGGAAGUUUAAAAGUCUUGGCCCAACAGUAUCCAAGGGUUAAAUUUUGCCAAGUUUUGGCGUCCGAAACGGGAAUAAGUAAAUAUUUUGUUCAAAACGGUCUACCAGCUCUUCUUAUCUAUCAGAACAAACAGUUGAUUGGAAAUUACGUCAAAAUGACGAACGUUUUUGGCGAUGAUUUCUUUGCAACCGACGUGGAGAGCUUUUUAAUAGAAAAUGGAAUUUUAUCCGAAAACACUCCAGAUAUGAGCACAAACUUGCGGUCAAACCACAACGAGAAUGACGACAGCGACUGAAACUUGUCAGCAAAAACUGCAACAAAGUUAUCCUUCUGACCACGGGCACAGAAAGACCCUGCGGUAAUCCUCUACUUUCUUAUUUUAUAAAGAAAAUUGCAAAAUUAACGUCGCGUGAACACUAAAUUUGAGCAAUGCUCGUAUUCAGUGAGCAAUUCUUCAAUUUCUUAAUUCCUGACGACAAUUUCAUUACACAUAAAAUAAAACAUAAUCAGAAAAAGGACAUCUUGUAAACUUAGAUUCAAGUUAUUAAACACGACAAUUAAAAGUGUAAUGUUUUAUUAGUAAAUAAAAGUAGUUUAUUUUAUUCCAUAA